This is a messenger RNA of Phycodurus eques (leafy seadragon), 7238 nucleotides long. RefSeq names its product regulating synaptic membrane exocytosis 1b (gene rims1b). Gene Ontology annotation, molecular function: small GTPase binding; transmembrane transporter binding. The transcript has 33 exons. Lineage: Eukaryota; Metazoa; Chordata; Actinopteri; Syngnathiformes; Syngnathidae. Bases 743 to 5644 code for a protein of 1633 amino acids. The record is from RefSeq and is a predicted model, not a curated record. Gene Ontology annotation, biological process: calcium ion-regulated exocytosis of neurotransmitter; regulation of membrane potential; regulation of synaptic plasticity. Gene Ontology annotation, cellular component: cytoskeleton of presynaptic active zone; presynaptic membrane.
CCUCAUCCCGAAAGCGAGGAUGUGAUCUGGCAUCCAUUUAUUUCCACUGGAACUGCGCGUGGAGACUUGCAGGGAUUAUUUGGGCAAAAAAACAAACAAACAAACAAACAGUUCUUUGUCUGUAACUUGUGACGAUUGGGUCGCUUAAUAGCUGCUUCAUUGAUGUCCAACCUUGUUGAGAAUAUGCUGUCCUUGGUGUUGGGAUGUCUUUGGGGGUGGACGAGUUCGUGUUAGGGGUUGAACGUGAAGCAAGGGACUGUGCGUAAUAUAUGUGCGUGGGUGUUAAGUAGUCACGUCAAAAGACAGUCUGCAGAUAGGGAGACAUAGGCAGAGAGAGAGAGAGAGAGAGAGAGAGAGAGAGAGAGAGAGAGAGAACGAUGAUGACGAUGACUCCGCCAAAUAUACCACACUAACAUCCAGAAGCUCCACUUGAGAAAAGACGGCGGAGGCAUCCAAAGGACGCGUCUCCUCCUCGGCCUUGAUGGACUCUCUGUGAACCCGGGAAGUGGAGGUGUGCAGGUGGGGCUGGGCAAAAAAAAAAAAAAAAAAGCACAACCCGGGGGUUCCCGCGACGAUGACCGGCUUGCAGUAUUCGCCGCCGCCGCCGCCAUGUCCGUGGAGCGUUUCUUGAGGUGUGGCUGAGAAAACGUCCGAAACGACACGACGAGGAAGACGAGGAGAAGGAGGAGGAGGAGGAGGAGGAGGAGGAGGUGGUGGCGGCGGUGGAGUGCUGGUGGAAAAGAUGUCCGCCUCGGUGGGGCCACGGAGCGGCCCUCGCCCACCCGCGGUGCCGCCAUCCAUGCCGGACCUUCCGGACUUGAGCCAUCUCACCGAGGAGGAGCGGGAAAUCAUCAUGGCAGUGAUGGCUCGCCAAAAGGAAGAAGAGGAGAAAGAACAAGCCAUGUUAAAAACACUGCACCAGCAGUUUGAGAGCUAUAAACAGGAGGUGCGGCGCAUCGGCGCGGAGACACGGCGUCAGCAGACACAACAGAAGGAUGACGCACCCACCUGUGGCAUCUGCCGUAAGACCAAGUUUGCGGAUGGCUGUGGUCACCUGUGCUCCUACUGCCAAACCAAAUUCUGUGCCCGUUGUGGGGGCCGAGUCUCCCUGCGCUCCAACAAUGUAAUGUGGGUAUGCAACCUGUGCCGUAAGCAGCAAGAGAUUCUCACCAAAUCAGGAGAAUGGUUUUCAGAGUCAGGAGUGCGGCCUGGGAGCCUGGGCUCCACCUUGAAUGACCCAGCCACAGGGGGUGACGUCCAACGGGAUAGGAAGCUACUCCGCUCCAAGUCUCAAGCCCCGUCCUCUACAACUAACAGCAAUACAGAACUGCCACACAGGACACAGGGGCCUGCUGGCAGUACUGCCUCUCAGGCUCCAGACACCAUGCCUGGUACUCGCUCCCAAAGUGUACCACCUCGAGAAAAAAAACGGCCAGUUUCCUACCAUGAACAGAAUGGUAGAGGAAGCCUGGGGCAUGGUACCGGCCGGAGGUCUGCCGGAAAGUUGCCAUCUCAGUCAUCUUUGGAUGAGAGGGUCAGCCCUGGGGACCGACGAGAGAGACAACCAAGAGAUGCUCACAGGCUGGAAAAGAUCCAUUCUCAGGAGUAUAAUGAUGGGGAAGACAACUUGGGUCAUUUACAAAGAAACCGGAGACGACCAGAGGAUGAUGAACAGAGGGAGCGCCAGCUACGUGAGGAGGAGUUCCAGAACCGUUAUCGUAGUGACCCCAACCUUGCUCGAUACCCUGUUAAGCCACAAAAGGAGGAACAGGAGAUGCGCAUGCACGCCAAGGUAUCAAAGGUCCGCCACGAACGUAGACACAGUGAUCUUGCAAUUAACGAGGUCGGACUGGGGCCUGGUGACGGAGGAGGCUGUGAAGCGCAGGUGACUGAAAGCCGUCUGACCAGGAGAGGAAACCGCAAAGCCCAAACAGAAAACUAUCGUGCGUACUCUGUGGAAAGGACCGUGGGGGAACCUGGGGGACGGGCACCUCCUGAUAAGAAGGGCUGCUUUGAGCCAGGUUUAGCACACACGGCAAGAGACAAAGGUGGGGACAAGUUGUUGAGGAAGGACUCUCAAAGUUCGGAACAGUCUGAGUCUUUGCGGCCGCCCCCUUCGCGCUCGUACAAGAGCAAGCGCGGAGUAAACAAGAGGCAGAUGUCCAUCAGCAGCUCAGAGGAGGAGGGCGGCUCCACGCCUGAGUACACCAGCUGUGAGGACGUGGACAUGGAAAGCAUCAGCGAGAAAGGUGAUUGGGACUGUCAUCAGCUUGAUCCCACAGUGUGGCAUCAUCCAGUAACGUGGCAGCCAUCGAAAGAAGGCGAUCAUCUGCUUGGACGUAUCACGCUGAGCAAGAGAUCGGCCAUGCCACGAGAAGCUGGCUCCCUCCUGGGCCUAAAAGUUGUUGGUGGGAAGAUUACAGAGACCGGAAGACUUGGGGCCUUCAUCACCAAAGUAAAAAAAGGAAGCCUGGCAGAUGUCGUGGGACAUCUAAGAGCAGGUGAUGAGGUGUUGCAGUGGAAUGGGAAGUCAUUGCCAGGGGCAACCAAGAAAGAGGUGUACAACAUAAUUCUUGAAUCAAAAGCUGAACCUCAAGUGGAACUUGUUGUUUCAAGACCCAUAGGAUCUAUUCACCGAAUUAUGUCCAAAAACCUCUUGAGAAAAGUAUAUAAAGCAUAUCAGGACAUUCCUAGAAUCCCAGAGUCAUCUCAUCCUCCUCUCGAAUCUACAGGUUCUAGUUCCUUUGAGUCACAGAAAAUGGACCGUCCCUCUAUAUCAGUGAUGUCCCCAACAAGCCCAGGAACCCUCAGAGACCUUCCUCUGGUACUGCCUGGACAACUGUCGGUGAAACUUUGGUAUGACAAAGUAGGCCAUCAACUCAUCGUGAACGUCCUUCAAGCCAUAGACCUGCCAUCCCGACCGGAUGGACGCCCUCGGAACCCAUAUGUCAAGAUGUACUUCCUCCCAGACAGAAGUGACAAGAGUAAACGUCGGACUAAAACCGUGAAAAAGAGCGCAGAGCCCAAGUGGAAUCAGACCUUCAUAUAUUCACAUGUUCACCGCAGAGAUUUUCGCGAGCGCAUGCUAGAGAUCACCGUCUGGGACCAACCCAGGGUCCAGGAAGAGGAAAGCGAAUUCAUGGGCGAGAUCCUGAUAGAGUUGGAGACCGCUUUGCUGGAUGACAUUCCUCACUGGUAUAAACUCCAGGCACAUGAUGUGUCCUCAAUACCUUUGCCUCAGCCUUCCCCAUACCUUCCACGCAGACACGUUCACGGAGACAGCCCCAGCAAAAAACUACAGAGAGGAGAGCAUAGUUCCAGAGAACGAGAACGAGGCAGUACGUUGGCUGUGCCCGAACAGCAGCGUGCCUCUCAGCAUCGAUCUCGCUCUGUAUCUCCUCACCGAGAGGAUUCGUGCAGGGCGAGGUCGCGGCCUGCACAUGUGCCCAUGCAAAGGAGCCUGGAUGAGAUUCAUCAGAACCGCCACCACUCUCGGUCACCUUCCCAUGACCAUGAUUCCCAUUUGGAGCACCAACGCUCUGGUGACUCAGACUACGAGUACUCUGAAGACAGUGAGGCCCUGGAGAUGCACAGGUCAAUCCGAGGCGGGAGUGCAGAGUGCCUACACACAAACAGGGGUGCAUGUAGAGAUAGCAACACACUCCCCCCCAAAAUGCCCCUGUUAGUAAAUGGUAUCCAUAAAGACAUGUACAGCUCCACCCUCCCUGCAUGCCUAAAGAGCAAGGUGCCCCAAAGGCAAGAGGGGGGCAACAACAUGCAUCGUAGCAUCUUUGCACACCGUGUGCUCAGGUUCACUGAUGAGGUCACAGUUAGUGACCUGCAGCCAUCGUUGGACAGAGUGAGGAGUGCCAGCACCACAUGUCUGAGACCAGACACCAACUUUCACUCUCCUGACACAGACAGGUGCUCCAAUUCAUUGCCCUGCAAGAUCCCCUCAAAUCCCAGGAUCUUAGUAGAACACGUGGCACCUGAAGAAGACAGCAGGCAGUGUAGCAAUACAUCAAGUCCAGACUGUCUAAAAGGCAGCAAAAAAAACCUGGAGGGUGACAGUCGAAUCCAGCCCACCUCUAUCCUCAGGGGCAGUAGGGGCAAAGGGUGGCCACUGAGACCCUUUGGCCAGACAGCCUUGGCUGGGUCCUCUCCAAACUCUCCGCAGACAGACAGAACACACCCUCACGGUAGCCCCUCUUCCCCAGUGGGGACUAACUCAUCAGGUCGCAGGGGCCGGCAGCUUCCACAGCUCCCGGCUAAAAGCAGCAGCAUAGAACAAGCCCUUGCAGUUGAAGAGCGAGCCCGACAGCUGCAUAUGAAAGUACAUUCCUACCGGCCUUCAGCCUCCCAUGACCCUGAGUCAGACCUCAAGAAUAAACGGGAGAUGUUUGCAGAACAGCGACGAAGCAGCGACAACAUGUCUGCAAGGUCAUCAGACAGCGAUAUGAGUGAUAUGUCAGCUCUCUCCCGUGCCAGCAGUGCCUCUCACCUCAGUAGCACCAGCUACAUGUCUAUCCAGUCAGAACGCCCUGGGGGACGUCUUAGGUCUAAGUCAAUAGAGGAGGAAAAAAAAGACAGAAGGAUUUCAUGGGGAGUGACUAGGGAAGAGGAGAGGAAGAGGGCGUCAGGAAAGAGACGUUUCUCAGAAGAAUUGAAGCGCAGGAGACACACUGUAGCUGGAGAAACGGAGGAGUCCAGUCGGCAGAUGAGAGCAUCAGCGGGACGCAGCAUGCUCAAGAGCUCCAGUGUGAGUGGGGAGAUCUACACCCAGGAGCGCACAGAUGGCAGUCAAUCAGAUACAGCACUAGGCACAGUGGGUGGAGGCAGCAAGAAGAGACGCUCAAGCCUCAGUGCACGGGUGGUGGCCAUUGUUGGAAACCGCCGCAGCCGCAGCACUUCCCAGAUAAGUGGCCCUGAGGCAAAGACUAAAAAGGAGAAAGGAGCACCAAUUCAGAGGAGCACAGAGACCGGCAUGGCAGUGGAGCUGACCAGGAAUAUGAGCCGGCAGCCCAGCAGAGAGUCCAACAAUGGCAGCAUGAACAGUUACAACUCUGAGGGGAAUAUCUUUUCUGGGGUCAAUCUGGGAGCCAGCAGCCAGUUCAGUGACUUUCUGGAUGGCCUGGGUCCGGCUCAGUUAGUGGGCAGGCAAACACUGGCUACACCCGCAAUAGGUGACAUCCAGAUAGGUAUGAUGGAGAAAAAGGGUCAGCUGGAGGUGGAAGUCAUCAGAGCGCGAGGUCUUGUGCAAAAGCCCGGAUCGAAAUCCCUCCCAGCACCGUAUGUCAAAGUGUAUCUGCUGAAUAAUGGAGCGUACGUAGCCAAAAAGAAAACAAAGAUUGCACGGAAAACACUUGACCCACUGUACCAACAAGCACUGCUGUUCGAAGAAAGUCCACAGGGAAAAGUCUUACAGGUGAUCGUAUGGGGAGACUAUGGCCGCAUGGACCAUAAAAGCUUCAUGGGAGUUGCACAAAUCCUCCUAGAGGAGCUGGACUUAUCAAGCACAGUAAUUGGUUGGUACAAGUUGUUCCCACCUUCUUCUUUGGUGGAUCCGACUCUUGCUUCCCUCACACGGCGAGCUUCUCAGUCAUCACUCGACAGCUCCUCUGGACCGCCCGGGGUCCGAUCCUAGUGGAUGAACAGCUCAACACCGCUCUGCGAGUAAUUAACUCAUGACAUGCACAGAGAGAGAAAACUAAAGCAGAAAUGUAGAGCAACAACAAUCAGAAAACACAUCACAACAAGAAAGCUUUGUUGAGAUCUGACAAUCACCCCUGUUGUGGUUCAUUUAGUCUGUUCUGGGGGGCACCACUUUUCAGUGUUCCAUAACAAUUUCGAGAAGUAUCUCAGUUUUCCUUUGUGUACGCUGAAGAUUGGGGGCUGUCUACAGACAACCAGCAGUAGCUUUCAAGUUGGGAGAUGAUGAAGUUGAUAAAAGAUGAAUGCCAUGUGACAAAUGAAGCAGGGUGGCUUUUAGCUGAAUUAAGAUAAGCAAUGAAUUGUAUAUAAGCGUUGGAAUGUAUGAACUCGAGACAGAGCUAACCUCCCUCCACACCUGCAGGUAGUGUAAUGGCAUCCUAUGUGCAAGGGCCUCCUCUCGAACCCCAUCAGACUGCCAGCACCUCUGACCACGAGUGGGGUGCUUCCACAUGGGUAUUUAGUCUGGAAGCACAGGGCCUUCUUCUGGUGCCUACACCCUGAAGCCGCGUCACUGGCCCCUCUCUCUGUCAAAAGAUCCUCUAUUCAAAAUGUUUACCAUGGCUGCUCUAAAGCCAAACUGUCUUAGUGUGUUUGCUUUGUCGUCUUAUUUAUUUUUCCUCUGUUACUAUUGCACAAAAUGAUUUUAUAGUGUGUUAAAUGCUCAUGAUGUGUUGUCAGUCUGGUGUGUGCAUGGAGAGAGAGAGAAAAAAAACAAGCGAUAAAAAAGGAUAUGAAACAAUUUCUUGUCUGCAAGUCUUGUGCAGGUAUGGGAGACUGGUGAUUAAGACACAUCGUUGUUUUGUAAUCAUGAAAUUGAAUUAAGUUGUCCUUGUAGAGAUGUGUAUUAGGCCUCCCAGGAGGAUGACCAACAAAUAAACAUUGGUGUCACUAUUAAUUAAAUGUCACAGAAAUGCAUCGUCACUACAAAACCUGAAACAAGGAAAUCUUUUAUUUACCAAAGGAAAAGUUAGAUAUCGAUCAAAAUACCCUCACCCAAGCAUGUUUCAAUGUUUUUUUAUGGAACCUUUAUUUUAUGUUCUUUUGAGAAUUAAACACAAGCACAAGAGCUUGAUUUUUUUUACAACUAAAAGUUUAACUUUUUAAAUGAAAAAACACAUAGUUUUGAAAAAAGAGAAAACUGACACAAUCGCUGAUCCGCUUCAUUUUGGUGUAGUUAUUAGAAAACACAAAAGAAAAAUUGCUCACACUUUUUAUGGUGCAACACUGUUCAUGUGAUCAAUCAGACUGAUGUGUCAGGACAACAACAAUGCUCAUUUUCCAUUUGGCCUACGGACCCCUCUCACAUUCUCAGAAGGGGCCCGGUAUGACCUGUUCUGAGCUGCAUGCAGAUUUGUAUUUAUUUAUUUUUUUUUCUUGAAAAAAGAUACUGAACUACAAAAGUUUUUGGGUUUUUUUGUUUUUUGUUUCCCACUUACUGUAGGGCCGCUUGUGUGUUGCAUGCAGUUGUACAGUUUGCUUGUAAUUGAAAAUUAAAGAGAAAAAAAAAAAAAAAAACAGAAACUAAA